Molecule: messenger RNA, 3635 nt
Organism: Scophthalmus maximus (turbot)
Lineage: Eukaryota; Metazoa; Chordata; Actinopteri; Pleuronectiformes; Scophthalmidae
Product: mRNA decay activator protein ZFP36L1
Exons: 2
Coding region: 364-1704 (446 amino acids)
Molecular function (GO): metal ion binding; mRNA binding
Source: RefSeq, a predicted model, not a curated record
UCCUGGAGUCACGUCGCUCUCUCUCUCUCCCCCCAGACUCCCGGUCCUGUCUCCUUCACAACGGACCUGACUCUUUCAUUUCUCAUCCCCCCCCUCCCCCCCCAAAAAAGAAGAAAACUCUCUCAACUCCUGGAACAAGAAGCUUCUCCGUCCCUGACCUCCUCCAACAACAACCUCCAGAGGGUCAGGCUGAGAUCUCCCAGGUUGUUCCGUCUCCCAGAACCCCCUCUUGCUCCCUGUCGUCUCUCCAUUCCCUUUCCUUUUCCUCGGGACGCAGAAACUUUUUUCCCCUCCAGCCUUGUUCUGCUGUGGGAUCCAGCCUCCAGAUCCUUCCCCCCGUGAGGACGGUGGAGCGAGCGAACCAUGCCCUCCGACUUCCUGACACCUUUCCUGGAACUGGAUGAGGAGUUCUACAAGAAUUUCCGCGGCCUGGAGGCGACAGAUGGCUUGACUGCCAGCUUGCAGCAGCAGCAGCAGCAGCAGCAACGGCAGCAGGAGCACAGUCAGAGGGUCCUGGGCUUCCAGCGUCGCCACUCGCUCUGCCCCGUGACCCUCCCCAACUCCAAGUUCAACAACAGCGGCGGCAGCAGCGGCAGCAGCAGCAGCAGCAGCAGCUCCGAUGUGACGGAGUCCCCCUGCUGGGGGUUCAACAUGGCCUCCAGCCAGCAGUGGAGCAGGGAGCUUCCCCGCUCCUCGCUCAGCCACAUCCCCUUCAGGGUCGACCGCUCGGUCAGCAUGAUCGAGGGCCACGGCGGCAGCCUGGGAGGCAGAGAGGACAAAAUGGCCACCAUGUCCCCGACAGUGCUGCUCCCUCCGCCGGGCCUCUGCCUCAGCAACGCGUCUAUCUCCUCCUCCGCCGCGUCCCUCGCUGCGUCCAGAGCCGCCGCCCCCUCGCCGCACAUCUCCACCCGAUACAAGACCGAACUCUGCCGCACCUUCGAGGAAAGCGGCACCUGCAAGUACGGCGCCAAGUGCCAGUUCGCCCACGGCAUGGACGAGAUGAGGGGCCUCAGCAGGCACCCCAAGUACAAGACGGAGCCUUGUCGCACUUUCCACACGAUAGGCUUCUGCCCGUACGGCGCCCGCUGCCACUUCAUCCACAACGCCGACGAGCUCGAAGACGGCAACCCCGCCGCCGGCCCGCCGCAGAAGCAGAAGCCGAGGCCUCCCCCGCUGCGUCACAGCUUCAGCUUCGCCGGCUUCUCCUCCACGCAGAGUUUCCAGCCGGUGGAGGAGUCACAGUCGCCCUCCCGCCUCUUCAGCCGGGCCUUCUCUGUCUCCCCGCCUCCGUCCUCCACGGGGAGCCCGGAGCUCCUCUCCCCGCUCUUUCCCGAGCCGGCAGCGCUGAAGCAUUGCCCCCGACCCUUCUCCGGCAUCACCGACCUGGCAGGUGACGGCGGCGAUUCGGCACUGCGCUUCUACGCCGUGAACGAUUCCAUCAGCUCCAAGUGUCCCGCCUCAAAGUUCCCCGGCAAAACCCCAAACUUCCCCUUCCACCUCCCGCAGCAGCAGCAGCAGCUGCAGCUGCCGGCCUCCCUGAGCGGCCUCUCCGGCCUUCAGCGCUGCUCCUCGGCCGACUCCCUCUCCGAGGAAGGCUACACCUCCUCCUGCUCGCUCAGCUCUUCCUCCAGCGGCACAGAGUCGCCCAGCUUCGAGGGCCGACGCCUGCCCAUCUUCAGCCGCAUGUCUGUCUCAGACGAGUAGGGAAAGGGUUUUACUGUCGGGCUGACUUUAGCCGGGGAUAGAUGAUCUUUUCGUUUUAACUCUGAGUGUCUCGACUAGGGCAGAAGCUCCACGGUCCGUAUACGGACACAAGAAGAAAGAUUAGAACAUUAAAGGUUUUUCAGUUCCUCCCCGAAACGCAGCCAGGUAAACGUACCUAACUUUGUGCAUAUUGCAUUUCUCAUCCAAGCAGCUGUAGCGCUGCUCAGUGUUCGUCCAGUUUUAGCUGACUCCUCUUUGUUUUUUGUUUUUUUAUAAUUUGUGCUUUAAUGUUAUUUUUCUAAGGUUCUUCUUUUAUGCCAUUGUUACUGCUGUAUACUGUUGUAUACCCAUUGUGUUAUUUUUUAAAGAGAAUUCUCGGAGGGUACUUCACUUGGCCGGGCAUCCGUCCUUAUGCUGCUCCUGCUCAGUGGGAAGGUCCGUGCGAGAACUUCCUGUUCCCUGAUCUAAAGAAAGAUUUUAAGGUUACCAAUGUUUGACCUAUGUUUGACUGUGGUGCUUCUUUUUUUUUCAUACAGCAAUGUUAGUUUGCCUCGGAUCUUAUUUCCCUUUUUCAAUCUGCACAAACAGUUUUGGGUGGUCCUCCGCUCCUAUCUGGGGCUCUAGACUGUAUGAAACCAACCUCUUGAUCACAAAGGAAGAGGAUUGAAUGACUGUACGCUGCCACUGUUGGAUUGAUUGAUUGAUUGGUUUUAUGGCUGUAGCCAUAGUAACUGCCUUGGCAGCAAAAAGACUAGCACAAGUGUAGGAAACCCACUGACUCUUAUCUAGUUACCAAAGUCGAUGUUAGCGCUCCCCUAACCGCUGUUAACACGUAGCCUAGCCUUUAGCUAAGACAGUUACUAUACAGUGUUAUUGUUACUUAACACAUUUUUUUCUCCAGACUUAUUUAUUGCGUUUUGUAUGAUUUACCGUUGUGAUUGUGUUCAUGCAUUUCUCUGUAGUGUGACGCCAGGGGGGAAAUUACGCUUCACUUAUGCAUUCAUGUUGUCCGACUACGCGAUCCAGUAGCUUUAAGAAGGCCGGCGGAGAGGAGAGGGGAGGAGAGGGACAUUUUUUGGCAUUCUACACGUAGCCUACGUUGCCUUAUUGGCUAAGAGGCCUGGCAGAAAUCAAGACUCACCGGCGUGUUCACGUCGCGAGCGGCUCAACGAGUUCGUCAGUGGUUUCCCGCCUUUUUCGGGAAACAUUAUCAAUCAGUGUCCGUCGGGGGGCAAUCGUUUCUCUGCCGUCGCCGUGAGCGCACAGUGAGUCUGUACUCUCCUCUCCGCCGAGCCUCGCUCAUCCGACUGUUAUGACCCGUUUCUCUGCAACAGAAACCGGCGGCGGUGAAAGACGACGAGGGUCCACCGCACAUCCGCAACCGGAGCGUUAAUGUGUCAUCGUUCACCUGCGACUAAUCUCUAGACUCUUCUCUUGCGAUGUCAACGCGAGAGGUGAAAAGUUGACCCUUGUGUGUAGUUUAAAAGAAAAAAAAUCUAUCAGAGUUGCCUUGAUGACAAUGUGUUUGUAGGUCGACUACCGUUGCACGCUAGUUAGCUAACUCUGAGAGCGGCGGGUGAAAUCAGUCAGAAAUAUGUUUGUGACCAUGUUUUGUUUUUUAACUCCGCUCGCCCUGACCACGCCCGGGGACGCUUGUUGUCGUUGUGGCUAACCGUUAGCUCGACUCGACGGCGGGACGACGUGGGGUUUUUUUGGUAACUUUUGUUAACUUAAUGUUAUUUAUUUUUUGUUGUUUUUUUCUCAAAGCAAAACCUAUAUUGUGUUGUUUGAUAUUGUGGUUUUUUUCUCUGUUUGACAUAAUUUAAAGUGCAUUUAUUGUUUACAUUCCACAGGUUACGUUGAUAUCCUAGCUCUUUAUCUUAAUAUAUUUGUCCAUCAUGUUUUUCAAAAUAAAAGUCUUUGAAACCUGA